GAGAGAGAGGGACAGAAGACAGAUAGAGAAAAAGAGAGAGGGGAGGGGAAAUCGCAGCAUGCAAAAGUCUAUGCAAAUGCGUUACGAUAAUUAACGUCCGUUCGUGGCCAGUAAGAUAUCUUGCUUGUGUCAAGACACGUGUGAGUAAGAUUGCCGAGAGGCAAAACGUUACUACGACGACGACAACGACAACGACAACGACGACGACGACGACGACGACAACGACGACGACGAGGAGGAACACGCUGGUUACGUGCAAACUAAUCACGGACGAUACUUUAUCGAACCGAUGAACGAAGUCAAGCCCGAACUGGACGGCCAGCAUGUUCACAUUGCUUAUAAGAGAGAUGCGCCACAUGAAAAACAGAGCAAUGGAAAGGAUUCAACGAAAGGACAUUGUGGAACCAAAGACGACUGGGAAAGGUCAUGGGCUGAACAACUGGCGAAGUUACAACGACGAAUAGAAAGAAAUAAUACUUUGGGAUCGAAACGUGCUACAGCAACCUCGGGCACUCACAGUAUUCAUCGUUUCAUUGAAAUCGGUUUAAUAGCUGACAGAAGAUUUCUUGAUUUUCACAAUAACACUAAUUACGAGCAAUACUUGUUAACGAUCAUGAAUAUGGUAUCGGAUUAUUAUCAUGACAGUUCUAGCGGCAAUCAGAUAGACGUCGUUGUCGUACGUAUUAUUUAUUUGGAAAAGGAAAAGGAAGAGAUAGACUUGCUAAUAAGUCCGGCGGCCGAGGAUACUCUGGACAGUUUUGCGAAAUGGGCGGAGAAAGUGAAUCCGAAAGAUCACAAACAUCCUAAUCACUAUGACAUUGCUGUACUCGUGACUAGGUAUGACAUUUGUUCGGAAGGGACCAAUUGCGACUUGAUGGGUCUUGCUUUCGUUGCGACUGCCUGUGAUCCGUCAAAAGCUGCUUGCAUCAACGAGGAUAGCGGAUUGUUGCUUGGAGUUGUGAUAGCACAUGAAGUCGGUCACGUAAUGGGUUGUUCUCACGACACCGAGGAAAUAAGUGGCUGUAAGAAGGAAGACAAAGAUGGAAGUUUCUUUAUUAUGUCACCCGUUGUCUUUAUCUUUACAAUCAGAUGGUCGACCUGUAGUAGAAGAUUUAUAACAUCGUAUUUGGAGAGCGGCCUUGCAGAUUGUUUGAACGACGAUCCAAGAAGUCCUGGAGCAAAAUAUUCUUAUCCUAACAUGUUACCCGGCGCCAUGUAUGGUUCUGAGUUUCAAUGUCAGAUGGAAUUUCCUGGAUCUAAGACUUGCCAAUCUAGUAAGUUCAGCGAUUGUUCCGCUCUUUGGUGUUUGACCAACUCAAGUUGUUAUUCCCUUGGUACUCCGAAAGCCGACGGAACGAAGUGCGGCGAGAACAAGUGGUGUGUUCACAAGAAAUGCGUGGAUAUGGGUUCCCGUCCUGCAGCAGUGAACGGUGGAUGGGGAGCAUGGGGUCCUAUGAGUUCUUGUACCAGGACUUGCGGUGGUGGCGUUAAAUAUUCUGAGAGGGAAUGCGACAAGCCAGUGCCAGCAAAUGGCGGUAGAUAUUGCAUCGGCGAGAGGAAGAGAUUCAGCACUUGCAACACUACGCCUUGUGAUCCAACCAAACCACCGUUUCGUGCGGUCCAAUGUGCCUUGUACAAUGAAAGGAAUGUAUUGACUGAUGGGCUUCAUCAAUGGACGCCGUACUUGUACGAGAAACAAAAUCCAUGUGCACUUUAUUGUAUCAACGAGAAAAACACUUUCUCCAAACUAUCCCCUACUGUGAACGAUUCAACUCCUUGUAAAGGCGGCACGAAUUAUAUGUGCCUUUCCGGAGUUUGUAGGAAAGUAGGUUGUAAUUGGGUAAUCGAUUCUGAUGCAAUUGAGGACAAAUGCGGAAUUUGUAAUGGCGACGGAACGAAGUGUACGAUAACCGAGGGAGAUUUUGACGAGCCUUCUGCACGAUCGGCUUAUAUAAAAAUUGUAACGGUACCUCGUGGUGCACGAAGUAUAAUGAUAAUGGAAAAGAAACCUGCGCAGAAUAUAUUCGCAGUGAAAUUGUCUAAAGACAGCAAGUAUUGUUUGAAUGAUAAAAAUCGAGAGGAGAGGAGUGGCGAUUACGAAUGCGCUGGUACGAUGAUUAUUUACUCGCAUCCGGAGCCGGAUAAGGAGGAGAUCGCGAUGAAGGGUCCGAUCGACCAAGAUAUCGAUCUCGAGUACGUGUUUUUCUAUCCCAAAGUGAAUCCAGGGAUUCACUAUAGCUACUCGACCGGAGUCGUAGACACCAACGUGACCGUUGCACCGAAAUAUAUGUGGGAUUUUGUCGAGUGGACGGAAUGCAGUGCCAACUGUGGUGGUGGCUCGAUGGUGUCCGAACCAACUUGCGUCGAGGAGAACAAUGGAAAAGUCAGUCCAACUUUCUGCGAUGGUAUACCACAUCCAGAACCAAAGAGUCGAGUGGAGAGUAAGCCAGUGGAGCAAAUGUAGCGCGUGCGACGGUAACAAAGGCACCAGGCAUCGUAAAAUUCAAUGCGUGAGAAUGAGUGGUCAACCAGACGAGGAAGCCAUUCAAGCAAAUUUCGAUGCCUGUAAGGGUCGCGUGCCACGACAAACAGAGGAAU
Vespa mandarinia (Asian giant hornet) is the source of this 2598-nucleotide messenger RNA. Its product is annotated as A disintegrin and metalloproteinase with thrombospondin motifs 7. The record is from RefSeq and is a predicted model, not a curated record. Gene Ontology annotation, cellular component: extracellular matrix. NCBI's taxonomy places the organism in Eukaryota, Metazoa, Arthropoda, Insecta, Hymenoptera, Vespidae. Gene Ontology annotation, biological process: proteolysis; extracellular matrix organization. Gene Ontology annotation, molecular function: metalloendopeptidase activity.